GGUAAUUGGAUAUCUCACUGUGCUGUAGCUUAAUUAAUUGACAGGGAAUAGACGUUUCCCUGGGCCUCCUGCCUAGUCUGUGGGUCUGUGGUGUCACUGCAGUACGAAAUUAGUCUCAUCAAGGCCUUUUCUAUCAUCUCUUUUGCCUUGCCAAUCAGAAAAUGGUCACAAGAAAUGCCACCUCCUUUGACCUGACGUUUCUUAGUAUAUCAAAUCAACCACCACAGUCUCAGCCAGUGAUGGCUCAACAGGACGAUGGAUGGCCUUUGGGAUUAAGAAUGCUAAAUGCUAGAGUUGGAUUGCUGGAAAAUCGGGACUUUCCUGGAUCAAUUUCCUUCAACACUUUACCUACUGGAUCUCCCAUCUCCUUCACUGACUCUUCGGUUCUUGACUCUGAGUCAAGCGGGUCAUUCUUCCAUUCUAAAAGCAUCACUCUGGGUAGCCUAAUCGGUGGUUCUACUUCUAACAUCAUGGAACUCACAAGAAGACCGUCAAGAGAAGGUAGCACAGAAGCCAGCCUAGGAGUUGACAGAAAGAUCAAUAACUACUUCAAGUUGAAGUCCAAGCCAUGGCUGUUUUCCCUGUGCUGCAAACUGAGCACCGAUGCCGUGAUCGCCACUAGAACUCACUCGCUGGCUCACUUUCUAGAAUUGGAGAGGAAACGAACUGCCACCGUAGCUGCCGCCCACCCUCGGCCAAUUGUCGGAAGAUCCAGCAAUAUUUUAACCAGUUGAAACACUGUUUUCAUUAGUCAAUGGCAAAGAGCAAAUAGGAAGAGGCCAAGGAGAGUGGUUAAUCGGUGGGGAAAAUGGGAAUGGGGUUCUUUGAUGUUGUUUUCAUCCUCUGCCUUCAGACAAAAUUAUUAGGCUGCCAUUCAUAAUACCGUUAAAUGUGCCAGUAGUGAGAUGCUUUUCUGGGUCUUCAUCAACUGUUUUGAGAUCUGACUCUGAUCUCUUAAAUCAGGUACUCAACAACCCCUUACUUUAAAAUUGUUUGUUACAUCUCUUGUUUUUGCAUAUUAAUUACUCGUUUGAGUUUUACUUUCUUGCCUCUGUUCAUUUCAAUUUGAAAACGGAAAGUAAUUUCAAUGAAACGAAACUUAUGUUGAUAUUUCUAAUGUUUCUUUCCGAAAUUUGUUUAACCUUGACAUUGUUUGAUAAAUUAGGAAGAGGGGGAGGGAGUAAAUAUUUGACAUACCUGUGAUAGACGUUUAUCUAGUCAAAUGUGUAGCUGUUAAAGUUAUUGUUAUGAUUAACUUCAAUUCAAUUGGUUAAGAUAUUAUGUACUCGAUUAAAAUAUAGAAGUUUAAAUCUCAUCCUAAUAUGUUUAAAUAAUAAUAAUAAAAAAAGAGUAUCAUUUGAUUUAUUGGAUACACUUGUGUCUUUGAUUUAUUGAUAUGAUCAACUUGAUUAUAACUUCAUUUGUUAUGAUAUUAUAUUUUUGAUUUAAAUAUUAGAAAUUGUCCAAACAAUGAAAGAAAGAAAAAGCGUUUCUUUAAA
Messenger RNA from Cucumis sativus (cucumber), 1499 nucleotides. RefSeq lists its product as hypothetical. Lineage: Eukaryota; Viridiplantae; Streptophyta; Magnoliopsida; Cucurbitales; Cucurbitaceae. The record is from RefSeq and is a predicted model, not a curated record. The transcript is spliced from 3 exons. The coding region runs from base 162 to 734 and encodes 190 amino acids.